Messenger RNA from Amblyraja radiata (thorny skate), 3509 nucleotides. It is a transcript of the gene gstcd, whose product is annotated as glutathione S-transferase, C-terminal domain containing. Gene Ontology annotation, cellular component: cytoplasm. Lineage: Eukaryota; Metazoa; Chordata; Chondrichthyes; Rajiformes; Rajidae. The transcript has 12 exons. The coding region runs from base 38 to 2113 and encodes 691 amino acids. The record is from RefSeq and is a predicted model, not a curated record.
CCGAUUCGUUGUUGCAUGUUUUCAGGUAGUUGUAAAAAUGAAGAAGGGGAGCUUGCAUGAUGAGUGCCUAUAUCUGGAGCUUUCCCACUGCUCAGAAGACAGGAUUUUUCCUCUGCAUACAUCCAUUGUUUUUUUUCUAAUGUCCUACUGUGACACCACAUCUAUGAAGGUGUUCCUAGUGCCAAAUAAGGAUGCUGCUGAUUGUCCGUUAUGGCAGAAAAGGGUACCGGCCAACAUUCCUGUGGCUCUACUUUCAGAACAGGAACUGCCCCCCGUGGUUCGAAUUUGUCGUCUGCCUGCUGUGGUGGAAAGCGAUGGGAAUUUUUGUCGAGCAGGCCUUGCUGUAGUUUUGAGACACAUAAUUCAAAGGACUUAUGACAUUGACUCCAGUCGCAAGGAUGUCUUGGAGCUGCUAGGCUUUAAAAAGACAUGCUUAAAGGCUUGUGCAGAGGUGAGCCAGUGGACCAAGCUUUGUGAGAUUAGCAUCCCGCUAGCUGUGGGGAACUUCAUUAGGAAAAGCAUAGAACAUCAAGGCAUUCCACCUGAGAUGCUGCACCUGGAGAACAAACUUGGAGAACCUGUCCACAUUCACAAUGAUGACAAGAUUCGUAGGCAGAAGCUGCGACAACGGACGAGGAACAAAAAUAACAAUACCAAAAAGGCAUCUAAUGGAGGAGCUGGCUGUUCUGAUGAAGUAUCUGACGUAACUAAAGAUUUAAAUGAGGAAAAGAAGGAUAGCAAAAAUGAAGAGCCUACCCAAGAGGGUUCUGAAGGAGGAGCUGGCUGUUCUGCUGAAGGAGCUGACGUAACUAAAGAUUUAAGUGAGGAAAACAAGGACACUGAAGGGUUAAGCCUGGAGCUGAGGACAGCACUUUCAAAAUUAGCAGUGGAGCAGAUACCAGUUGUGAGCAGCAGGGAGCAGCCCAGUAUCAGAAAAGUGAAAACCUCUGAUCUUCCACCACUGGAACAUUUGUUUGCAGAGGGUCUUUUCUUCACUCUCACAGAUAUAGUCCUAUUUCCAUGUCUACACUACUUUUUUGUUUCUCUUGAGGACUGUCAAGAACACAUACUGCAAGCUUUGCCGUUGCUCUGCCGUUGGUACCAACGUGUGCAGGAAGUACCCGGAGUGAAGAAAGCCAUUGUCCGCUGUGACAUCCAGCUUCUCAACCUUCCUGCCCCUGUGCCUUCCUCCAGCGUGCUGUUUCCAAGUUCUGUUGACAAUAAGGACAAAAAGAUGGAAACCAUGGAUCCCUAUUUCCGUGGUGGCCCAAGACCCACCAUGACCAAACUUGAAGAGAAUGGAAUUUCAGCAAGAUUUAUUCCACACCCUUGUUGCUCGAGUCAGGACUGGAGCAAUCUUCCAGUAGCUGUCAAUCCCAUAGAAGGAAUGCUCUCCCCUGAACGUGCUGUGAGGAAGCAGCAACAGUUGGACAACAUAAUCUCCAUUGUGACAAAAUUGGCCAAGCCUGGUGAUACGAUUGUUGAUUUCUGCAGUGGCGGGGGGCACCUUGGGAUAGUCCUAGCUCACACCUUGUCAUCGUGUCAGGUAAUUUUAGUGGAAAACAAAGAAGAAUCCUUAGAACGUGCCAAAGACAGAUGCGACAGCCUUGGAUUACAAAACGUCUGGUUUCUGCAGGCAAAUCUGGAUUAUUUCACAGGCUCUUUUGAAAUUGGUGUGGCACUUCACGCGUGCGGGGUGGCGACUGACAUGGUGAUCGAUCAUUGUAUCAUGGCUCAGGCGGCCUUUGUUGUCUGCCCAUGUUGCUACGGUUUCAUACAGAAUACAGUCAAGUACACAUUCCCAAGAAGCCAGAGAUUCAAGAGUGUUUUGUCAUGUAAGGAACACAUGGUACUGUGCAGGUUUGCGGAUCAGACGGCUGUACAACUCCCUGCAGAGCGCCGGUUAAUAGGGAAGAACUGCAUGGGCCUAGUGGAUCUGGACCGAGCAUUGGCAGCAGAGGAUCAUGGAUACACUGUCUAUGUCACGUCCAUGGAACCAGAUAGUUGUUCACCGAAGAACAACCUGAUAGUGGGGACACGUGAGCAGCUCAAUGCCUCAACUUCAAUGCACAAUGUCACAAAAGACAACAACCAAACUGCCAACACAACAUGAAAAUGAGCUUUCAUUGCGCCCCACUUGAAGUCCAGUAACUUUUUGCCAUUGUAUAAACAGAAAAAUGCCGGGGGAGUCAGAUCAGACAGCAUAGAGUUAUAGAGUCAUACAGCAUGAAAACUGGCCCUUCAACCCAACUUGCCCACGUCAUCCAACAUGUCCGAUCAACACUAGUCCCACAGCCUGCGUUUGGCCGAUAUCCCUCUAAACCCAUCCAAUCCAUUACCUGUUUAAAUGAUUCUUAAACGUUGCAAUAGUACCUGCCUUAACAACCUCCUCCAGCGUCUCAUUCCAUAUGCCCACCACCCUUUGUGUAAAAAAGUUAUCCCUCAGAUUCUUAUUAAAUCUUUCCCCCCUCACCUUAAACCUAUGUCCUCUGGUUCUUGAUUUCCCUAAUCUGGGCAAGAGAUUCUGUGCGUUUACCCGAUCUAUUCCGCUCAUGAUUUUAUACACCUCUACACCCCUCAUCCUCCUGCUCUCCAAGGAAUAAAGUCCUAGCCUGUUCAACCCCCCCCCUAUAGCUCAGGCUCUUGAGUCCUGGCAACAUCCUCGUAAAUGUUCUCUGCACCCUUUCCAGCUUGACAACAUCUUUCCUAUAACAUGGUGCCCGGAGCUGAACACAAUACUCUAAUUUGCGGCCUCACCAAUGUCUUAUAUAACUGUAACAUGACCCAACUUUUAUACUCAAUGCCCAGACUGAUGAAGCAUCUGUGGAGAGAGAAACCAAGUUAAAGAUUCAAGUCGAUGAUCAGCUCUGAUGACCUGAAAUUUUAAGCCUGUUUCUCUCCUCACGCUGCCUGACCUGUUGAGCGUUUCCAACAUUUUCUGCUUUUUAAAAUUUCUAACAUCUACGAUAUUUUGCUUUUCGUUCUUAACAUUUUCGUGCUCAGCUGCGGAAGGAUAUUGAGGUCUUGUGUCAUUCUUUACUCGCAAUGUAUCCCCUAUUGCCACGGCUUUGUGCAAUGACUUCAGCCUGGAAAUAGAAAGCCACCUCCAAUUCCAUAAUUUGACUUAUUUUAACAGAUGGCACUGCAACGCCUUGUAAAUUCCACCUUUCCGUAGUUUGAUCUACUGAGAAAUGAAACUGACUGGGAAUUUUCAGAUACAUUUUGUGAAUUAUUUCAGGAAUUUUUUUUGAAUUUUCAUGAUUUGAUAUUGUAAACCAUUUUCACUACAAAUGCACUUGGUUCCAAUGUGUAUCAGCCAAUUAUAUAAUGAAACCAGAAAAUAAAACACGGAAAUCCGAUAUUGUACUUGAGAAGGAUUCACCUGAUGGAGUUUCUGUUUCCUCAUUUGACUGUAUCCUUAAUAAUUGCUUAUAAUUUGAUAAAAUCUUCCCAUCUCAAUGUUUGAACUCUUCUUUAGUGAACGAAUAAGUUAAAAACAAUGUUUUAUA